UAUAUGUUAUACUAACAUAUAGAUGGCUUCCAAGCUAAUAUACAAAUAUUAGACAUAAACUAAAUGCCACAAAACUGCAAUUUUGUUUUCAAGGGGUAUGAAAUGCUAUAUAUAAUAUAAUUUUCAUAAUUGUUUCAUCUAUGCCAGCAAAUAGCCAUUUGAAUGUUUUUCCUCAAAUAUGGUGUGGCAAUUCAUGAUUUUGGUAAAAGCUGGAGAAGUGGUUUGGCAUUUCUGGCACUGGUUACCUUCUGUCCUGAGUUUGUGGACAUGAGGAAAGCUUUGUCAUUUGAGCCACGACUAAAUAUGGAGACAGCCUUCACAGUGGCGUAUGAGUAGCUUGGAAUUCCUCCUCUACUGGCUCCAGAUGAUGUAGCAGUGCGUUCACCAGAUGAGCAGUGUGACAUCACCUAUGUGGACCAGUUUCUUGAGUGUUGUUCAGGCCAUGAUAUGGAUGAUGCGUCCACAGAUUCCUCAAGAGACACAUCAAACUCCAUUGAAAGAUGGGACAGCUCUUGGGCUGUUUCAGCCAGCUGUUGUGUGUUAUCAUCCAAUGUCUCUCUUGAGGCUUUGACAGGCCUCUAUAAUGUUUCCGAGACCAGCCAAGAAGUUUUACAACAUUUGAGCUCUUCAUCUCUCAAAUUUCAGAAACAAACCCUCCAUACUCAAGAGCCCUGCUCACAGUCACUUCCAAACUGUCCUACAGACAGCCUUGUGGGUUUAGCUUCAAUAUGUGAACAUUUUUAACCUUUGAAGAGUUCCAACAGGUCACAUGGACAGUCCCUACCUAACUCCACAAAGGGGCAGUGCUGUUACUUCUUAGAGUGCAAGAAGAGCCAGGAUGAUGAUGGGAACUGUUCAGCAGGCGAGGACAUUUAUGCUAUGUCAAUGCUGGAUUUAGACGAGGAGGAUGCUACAGCUACAUCGUAGAUCUGGACCAUAAAGAAGCUGGACUAGAUUCUAAAUCAAAUGUAGACUUUGAAUUAAGCACAAUCACUGAUGCACAGAGAAUAGAAAUGAUGCUAUUACAAGUGAAUCUCAAGGAAAUGGAAUAAACAACUCUAUGCGUCAUUUUUGCAAGACAGCAAGGCCUUUAAGUGGAAACAGAUGUAUUGAUAAAGUCAAGUAGUGAGGACAUUCCUGUUUCACAGAGGGAAUGUGACUGGAUAGAGACUUCACCUCCAUAUCUGGAGCAGAAUGACUAUGGAGUGAACAUCAGUACUUCCCACUCUUUGGCGAUGAAUCAGAUUGGUACACACAACACAGAUAAGACUGUCAUGUCAUCUAGUGAUGAACAUAUGGACUUUGACCAUUCUUCUGACAUGAAAGAGAGUAUUCACUCGGACAAUCUCAGUGAUGUUCCAUCUGUGCAGAUCGAAAAUGGUCUAGAUAAGGAUUCUUUAUUAAAUAGUCUACU
Myxocyprinus asiaticus (Chinese sucker) is the source of this 1414-nucleotide messenger RNA. RefSeq names its product calmin b (gene clmnb). Gene Ontology annotation, molecular function: actin filament binding. Gene Ontology annotation, cellular component: meiotic nuclear membrane microtubule tethering complex; cytoplasm; nuclear outer membrane. The record is from RefSeq and is a predicted model, not a curated record. NCBI's taxonomy places the organism in Eukaryota, Metazoa, Chordata, Actinopteri, Cypriniformes, Catostomidae. Gene Ontology annotation, biological process: nuclear migration.